This is a messenger RNA of Wasmannia auropunctata (little fire ant), 645 nucleotides long. RefSeq names its product transmembrane protein 26-like. The coding region runs from base 1 to 645 and encodes 214 amino acids. The record is from RefSeq and is a predicted model, not a curated record. The transcript has 4 exons. NCBI's taxonomy places the organism in Eukaryota, Metazoa, Arthropoda, Insecta, Hymenoptera, Formicidae.
AUGCAGAGAUCGCCGGUCGGACGAGAAUCGGCGCGGAAGUCGCAGGUCAUGCACAGUCGGAGAAGUCGCAAAGCCCUUCGGUUUUGUCCAUCUGUAUUUUUAUAUAUUAGUAGCGUGGUACCUUCAAUGUGGUUGAUAAAUCUGGAUAUAGUAGAAAAAAUAAAAUCUUAUGAAUCAUAUAUCAGUAUAUCCAAGAAUUUUGAUUUAUCCAAUCUGACAGCUAAUGAGCAUUUACAACAUGUGGAAGAAGCUAUUUCUACGCAAGAUUGGUUUUCUAUGUUAAACGGACAGUUUUUAAUGCUAACUCUGAUAAUCGGUCGAUGGAUGUUACCAAAAGGUGAUUUGACUCGAGAUCAGUUAAGCCAGCUGUUGUUAGCCUACAUUGGUGCUGUAGCUGAUAUUGUCGAAUUCGUGGAUUCCUUUGAUGAAGACAAGAUAAUAGAGAAUCCAGUAAUUAUUAACUGGAUUUUAGGCGUUUGGACAUGGUGCUUGAUACAAUUCACAAUUGUGCUGACUGACACCAAAUCAGAGACUCUCCAAUCGACCGGCAUCGUCAAGGAAAAAAUCCAAACGAAAACUAGUUGCUGUAGCAUCGAAGUAUGGGGAAUCAUUUUGAACAUAAUUCUUCAAGCGCAUUUUUCGUGA